Molecule: messenger RNA, 687 nt
Organism: Parnassius mnemosyne (clouded apollo)
Lineage: Eukaryota; Metazoa; Arthropoda; Insecta; Lepidoptera; Papilionidae
Source: the annotation of a GenBank genome assembly
CUGGUCAAUGUACGAAAACAUGUUCAGAAACUAGAUAAUGAAUAUUGGGAAAAGGAUAUAGGAAUGGAAAAUGUAAUGGAAUAUUUUAUUAUAGAGACAUGUAUAGGAGAAGUCACUUCAGAGGAAGCACGUUUUUACGAAAGUAUUAAUGCCACUGGGGUUAGACCAGAUCACUACGCUCUUAAUCAUAAAUUUAAUAAAGAAAGACUGGGGGGUAAUGUAGUAAACAGUGACCGUGAGCAGUAUGAAGCUGAGAAAAAAGCCGGGGAUAUGACAGCUCUAUUGGGUUUAAAAUAUGUGCAUUAUCGGCAACCGCAUAUUUACACAGACUUGGGAAGGCGAUUCGUGCCGCAGUAUCCAUACUACGAAAUUGCACCCCCAGAAUUAGUUUUGGCUGUAGCUAGAGAGUCUGCAUUGCUUGAAGGAGCAAAACCAAUUAAUCCUACUGAUGAAAUCAUAAGGGAAAAUGUUUUAAGAACUGGGGAUUAUUGGAACUCCGUAUGGAAAGAAGAUGUAUAUAGUCCAGUUCAAGCACUAAGGACAAAAAAAGACGAAGACCGAACAUCUGAAAUUGAAAUUGUGCCAGCGAGAAUAAAGCCCGGAUCCAAAUUUUAUCGCCUUAUAUCCAUGCUCAAAAAGAUUUCACCGCGCCUACUCUAUGUGAUAAAUAAUGAUGACAGGAUAUAA